CAGCUAAAAUGACAAGUCUGAUUGAUGACAAUCAAAUGAUAGGCACUGUCAAGAGAGGAACUUCACACCCUAUGUCGUCUGCUUUCGUUGCAUUGAGCCCAACAUGGGGGAAGAACGAGAGAGAGAUUGCCUUGUUCAACCAUCCCACCUCAACUCGGGAGCCCUGGACCUACCAACCUGUCUGUCUUGUUUUUGCGCAUUAACAUAAUACAUGAUCUACAAACUGUUGUACCAGGCUGAGGUACAGUGAGAGGAAGCAGGAUGUCCAAUAACAUGGCUAAGAUUACAGAUACCCGCAAGACAGUGGAACAGCUGAAACUGGAAGUUAACAUUGAAAGAAUGAUGGUGUCCAAAGCAGCAGCUGAUCUGAUGGCCUUCUGUGAGGCUCAUGCCAAGGAGGACCCUCUGGUGAUACCAGUGUCAUCCUCUGAGAACCCUUUUCGGGAGAAGAAAUUCUUCUGUGCCAUACUCUAAUCCCCACAAAUUCACGUUAUUAAAUACAAUAACUCUA
Messenger RNA from Oncorhynchus tshawytscha (Chinook salmon), 511 nucleotides. RefSeq names its product guanine nucleotide-binding protein G(I)/G(S)/G(O) subunit gamma-8. Gene Ontology annotation, molecular function: G-protein beta-subunit binding. The coding region runs from base 262 to 474 and encodes 70 amino acids. Gene Ontology annotation, biological process: G protein-coupled receptor signaling pathway. The record is from RefSeq and is a predicted model, not a curated record. The transcript is spliced from 4 exons. Gene Ontology annotation, cellular component: heterotrimeric G-protein complex. NCBI's taxonomy places the organism in Eukaryota, Metazoa, Chordata, Actinopteri, Salmoniformes, Salmonidae.